Molecule: messenger RNA, 1260 nt
Organism: Danio aesculapii
Lineage: Eukaryota; Metazoa; Chordata; Actinopteri; Cypriniformes; Danionidae
Gene: cltb
Product: clathrin, light chain B
Exons: 5
Coding region: 220-846 (208 amino acids)
Biological process (GO): clathrin coat assembly; clathrin-dependent endocytosis; intracellular protein transport
Cellular component (GO): clathrin coat of coated pit; synaptic vesicle membrane; clathrin coat of trans-Golgi network vesicle
Molecular function (GO): clathrin heavy chain binding; structural molecule activity
Source: RefSeq, a predicted model, not a curated record
AUUUUUCUUCUAGCACUCCCUAUUAACGUCUGAGCUGUGCGUCAUUCGGCUGCUGUCAGUGGAAAAAGUAAAAUAAAUACUUUAAAUAAGUCAACAACGUUCAGAUUAGUCUGCGUUUACCCAUUACCAUCUAAUCGUCUUGUGAACUGGUUUAAGAAGAAAACAGCUGGAGUGUUUUAGCGUAGCUUUUUUACGGAAGCCGGUGUUACUUUAUCAAACAUGGCUGACGACUUCGGUUUUUCCGCCUUCGACAACGGAGUUCACACAGAAGAAGAUCCCGCCGCCGCGUUUUUGGCCCAGCAGGAGAAUGAAAUCGCGGUGAUUGAGAACGACAGCACCGGGUUCAGUUUACCGGAGGACGGAGGAGCGGCGCCCGCAGACACCUACACCAUGUCCGGCGGUGACUUUGGAGGAUCUUCAGCUGUAAACGGAGACAUGUUUCAGGACACGAACGGCAUGACUGACAGCUACUCGGCUAUCGCACAAGUCGACAUACAGAGACAAGAGCCUGAAAGUCUGCGCAAGUGGAGGGAGGAGCAGAAGACCCGGCUGGAGGAAUUAGAUUCAGCAUCUAAAGCCGCUGAGGCCGUGUGGAGAGAAAAGGCUAAGAAGGAGCUGGAGGACUGGCAUAUACACCAGACUGAACAGAUGGAGAAAAAUAAAGUCAACAACAGAGCGUCAGAGGAGGCUUUCCUCAAGGAGUGUGAAGAUGACAGUCCUGGGACAGAAUGGGAGAAAGUGGCCCGACUCUGCGAUUUCAACCCCAAAACCAGCCGGCAGACUAAAGACGUGUCCCGAAUGCGCUCGGUGCUCAUUUCCCUCAAACAGACGCCUCUGCUCCGCUAAUCACCACUCCAUUAUUAUUAUUCUGCUAUUAUUAUUUCCCUCUUGCACUUUAUUUUAUGAACACUUUAACAGGUUUAUGUUGCUAAUGGGGGUCAUUGAAUGUGUACACUUACUGUAUUUAUACUUCCUACACGGUAAACUAUAUCUGUCAAUGAACAGUUUGCAUAUUUUACAGUGGUGAGUUGCAUUAUGGGAUGUUGAUCUCUGCUCUGUCCAUUUUUAAUGUUGUAAAUUCAACUCUACAGUUUAACAAAGUGACUUUUAGUGGCAUUUUAGUGGUCUGAAAUCAUAUAAUGUACAAGAAAUAAUAUCUAGAUCAUAGGCCUCAAACUCAAUGGCAAGCCACCUGUUUUCCAGUGGAGCACCAUGACCUCGGACAUGGAGGUGCUGAUGCGGAUUGUUGUUGUAUAUUAC